This is a messenger RNA of Engraulis encrasicolus (European anchovy), 1008 nucleotides long. It is a transcript of the gene mogat2, whose product is annotated as monoacylglycerol O-acyltransferase 2. Gene Ontology annotation, biological process: triglyceride biosynthetic process; diacylglycerol biosynthetic process. The record is from RefSeq and is a predicted model, not a curated record. NCBI's taxonomy places the organism in Eukaryota, Metazoa, Chordata, Actinopteri, Clupeiformes, Engraulidae. Gene Ontology annotation, molecular function: diacylglycerol O-acyltransferase activity; 2-acylglycerol O-acyltransferase activity. The coding region runs from base 1 to 1008 and encodes 335 amino acids. The transcript is spliced from 6 exons. Gene Ontology annotation, cellular component: endoplasmic reticulum membrane.
AUGAAGAUCGAGUUCGCCCCCAGAAAUGUGCCCCUCAAGAGGCGGCUGCAGACGGCCGCCCUGCUGCAAUGGGUCUUCUCCUUCCUCUGCCUAGCCCAGAUCUCCAUUGUAACCUUCUUCGUGCUGCUGUUCACGCGGUUCUGGCUGGUGAGCGUGCUGUACGCCGUCUGGUGGUUCUACGACUACGACACGCCCUCGAGGGGAGGACGCAAGGUGCCCUUCCUCUGCAACAUCCCCGUCUGGGACUACAUGAGGGACUACUUUCCCAUCAAGCUGGUGAAGACUGCAGACCUGGACCCUCGUCAGAACUACAUCAUUGGUUUCCACCCGCAUGGCAUCCUGGUGGCGGGGGCCUUCAUUAACUUCUGCACGGGGGCCACGGGUUUCGCGGCCCUCUUCCCCGGCCUCAGCCCCUAUCUACUCAUGCUGCCCCUGUGGUUCAGGGCGCCUUUCUUCAGGGACUACAUCAUGUGUGGAGGCCUGAUCCCCUCGGAUAAGGGCAGUGCCAGCUACCUGCUCCAGAGGAAAGGGGGUGGGAACGCGGUGGUCAUCGCGGUGGGCGGAGCUCCUGAAGCCCUGGACGCCAGACCGGGCGCCUACUGUGUCCUUCUAGCCAAUAGGAAGGGCUUUGUCAAGCUGGCAAUGGAACACGGUGCGCACCUGGUGCCGGUGUACUCGUUUGGUGAGAACGAGGUGUUCGACCAGGUGGAGAACCCUAAAGGCGGCUGGCUGCGGAGCAUUCAGGACAAACUGCAAAGCAUCAUGGGUAUCUCGCUGCCCCUGUUCCACGCACGCGGCGUCUUCCAGUACAGCUUUGGACUGAUGCCCUACAGGAGACCCAUCAACACUGUUGUGGGUAAGCCAAUCCGUGUGGAGAAGAGGGAGACGGUGUCGGCUGAGGACCUGGAUGCUCUGCACCAGCACUACAUGGAGGAGCUCAGCAAGCUGUUUGAGGAGCACAAGGCCAACUACGGAGUCCCGGAGGACACACACCUCACAUUCAUCUGA